Molecule: messenger RNA, 348 nt
Organism: Phycomyces blakesleeanus NRRL 1555(-)
Lineage: Eukaryota; Fungi; Mucoromycota; Mucoromycetes; Mucorales; Phycomycetaceae
Exons: 2
Coding region: 1-348 (115 amino acids)
Source: RefSeq, a predicted model, not a curated record
AUGCUCGACCAAACUUCUGCCAACUUUGCAAGCCUCACCAUAACCGCCAACACAACCACAAGCGCAAGUACAACCACAAGCACAACCGCAAGCACAACCACAAACACAGCUGUGCAUAUGGACAUGGAUCCUCUCCAAGAGGAGAGGAAUCAAAAGAACCCCGCUAAAAUCUUUGGCGAAGAAGUUGUAGGAGAGCCUUGUGGGGCGAGAGAAGGAGAACGAGGGGCUCCGGAGGACCCUUGUGGGGUUGAAGCGAGAGGCGAAGGAGUUGGAGGGGCUCCUUCGCCUCUCAACAAUGUUACAUUUCUUCGAGCAGACCGGCUCAUUCUCGGCUCUGCUCGAAUUUGA